AUUAUUUAAAAAAUAUAUAUAUACAGGGCGGUACUGGAUAAAAUUUGUGAGAGGGAGUACGUAUAUGAGGAGCUAGCUAGCAUGCGACCGACCGACCACUAAGCUAUGGACGGAGAAUCCGAGAAGAAUGGCGGUAAUAAGUAUGAAGCACUGGCGGAACGGUGCCGGAAUCUGGAGGCGAGCUUGGCCACGCUCCGGGAACAGUUCGACGAACUUUCUUCCGGCCGCCAAGAGCAGAUGCUGAUGGAGGCGGCGGCGCCAGCUGAUUCGGCAGCAGCCGCAGGCCGAGGCGGGGACGACGCGAGGUGGUCGUCGUCGUCGUCAUAUCCGGGGAACAAAUGUGCUGAAAAACUGUAUGGAUACAAGGAGGAUGAAGUAAUUGGGGAGAGUGGAAUAGAGCUGCUGGUAAGUGAGGAAGAGGAUCAUGAAUGGAUUAGAAGCAUAGAAGAGCGGAUAUGGUCGCGCAACGAUUCCUGGUCUGGUCUCUUUCCCUGCAAGAAAAGGUCCGGUCACACAUUCAUGGCAAUGGUGACAAAGACUCCACUGUAUGACAAUGACAAUGAUGAGGCUUCGGGCGUGAUCACUGUUUCAAGUGAUGCCUCUAUAUUGAACAUCGCGGUUUCACAAACAUUGUAUCCCAGACAGUUCCGAAAAAUACCCCACUCGCGCCCCCCUGCUGCAUCAUAUGUCGCCAAUAUGGCCUCGAAGAUUUUCUCAACUGAAGGCGGAGGAGAGGAUGAAUACCAAAUCUAUGGGGAGGAGGAGGAGGAAUCAUGUUUAGAUUACUCUAACGAUGCAAGGUGGCAUAAUAAGCCACCUAAGGCACCACCGGCAGCAGCGAAGGUCUUCUUCUCAAAGCUGAACAUCGCGGGGAUUGUGAAACUGGGGAAAGACAAGUUUGGGAACAAACAUCAGCCAAAUGGUUGCCGCCUCUCCAGUUCAGCAAGGGAUGCAAUUCAGCAGCAUCAGCCGCAAUUAGAAUAUAAUCCACAGUCUCGAAAGAAGGUGGAGCUUGUUGUCGGCAGCGGCAACAGAGAUUUGCUAAACAAAAUUAAGAAUCGGAUUGGGAACGAUGAAAUUCGAUGGGAAGAUAUAAGCUUGAAGGAGGAGAUUGGGCAAGGUUCGUUUGGCACCGUGUAUCGUGGGAUCUGGAAUGGAUCGGAUGUGGCGGUGAAGGUUUAUCGUGGACAAGAAUUUAGCGAGGGAACCUUGCUCGACUACAAGAAAGAGAUUGACUUAAUGAAGAGACUUAGGCACCCAAAUGUGUUGCUAUUUAUGGGGGCAGUUUCAUCACAAGAAAAAUUAGCCAUUAUAACGGAAUUCUUACCCAGGGGAAGCCUAUUCAAAACACUACACAAGAACAGCCAACAUCUAGACAUCAGGCGAUGUCUAAGGAUGGCCUUGGACGUGGCUCGAGGCAUGAAUUAUUUGCAUACUAGGAAUCCACCCAUAGUGCAUAGAGACCUGAAAUCUUCAAACUUACUCGUUGACAAGAGCUGGACAGUGAAGGUGGGAGAUUUCGGGCUGUCAAAACUGAAAAACGCGACGCUGCUUAGUGCUAGAUCUGGGAGAGGAACUCCCCACUGAAUGGCUCCUGAAGUCCUUCGAAAUGAACAUUCAACUGAGAAGUGUGAUGUGUUCAGUUUCAGCGUUGUUUUGUGGGAAUUGAUGACGGAGUCCGUACCUUGGAGCACCCUUAGCCCAUUACAGGUGGUGGGAGUAGUUGGGUUCAUGGACAGGAGACUGGAGGUUGGAGAAGGCAUGGAUCCCAGGGUGUCUUCCAUCAUUCAAGAUUGUUGGCAAAGCGUCCCGGAACAUCGGCCAUCCUUUCACGACAUCAUCCCCAGGGUGGUGGAUGUCAUUCAGGCGUAUAGCACCACGAAAAGCUCAGAUUCUUAAUCGUCGAUCAUCAUAUGACUGGAACCGGGAGCUACCAUCUGUCAUUUCCCAUUUUUUUCAUUCUGUUGUUGAAUGUUGAUGCAGUUCUGGAACAUUAAACUGUUCUUCACAGU
This is a messenger RNA of Cuscuta campestris, 2012 nucleotides long. NCBI's taxonomy places the organism in Eukaryota, Viridiplantae, Streptophyta, Magnoliopsida, Solanales, Convolvulaceae. The record is from the annotation of a GenBank genome assembly.